Cinara cedri is the source of this 11524-nucleotide messenger RNA. Lineage: Eukaryota; Metazoa; Arthropoda; Insecta; Hemiptera; Aphididae. The record is from the annotation of a GenBank genome assembly.
AAUAGCUAUACAAUUACAUUAUUAUUGAUAAUAGUAUAAUACGUAUCAGUUAUUAAUAAAAUUGUCCAAUUUAAAAAUAAUCAAAUUUAAAUUAUGAUUGGUCGUAUUUUCAUUAGUCGUUCGACCGUGUAGUGACUAUAUAGACUACUAUAGAUUUUCCAACGUAUCAAAACACAUAAUAGUGCGUAAAAAUGGAAAAAUCACCAACAAACGAAAAAAAACUAGAAGAAAUCGAGAACAACGUCAAUGUUCAAUUACCGGCUAAACCAAACCUGAAAGGCGAUUGGUUAAACGUUUUCAUAUUGGUAUUGCUGUACACGAUACAGUAUUUGCCCCAUGGAUUCGUCAUCUCUUUACCGAUAAUAUUCCAGAGCAAAAAAAACAUUACUUAUAAAGAACAGGUAAAUAAUAAAAUAAUAUCCGAUACGAACGAAAUACGAAUAUAUUUAUAUACUAUUAAGACUAGGUAAAUCAAAAUGUAUCUUUUCUUAUAGAAUUCUUAAAAUUCUUAUUGAAUGUUAUUUAGAAAUAUUUUUAAAUGAAUAAAUGCAUAGAAUAACACCAAUUUACUACUUAAUACUUUUUAAAUUAAAUUUAACAUAUAAUAACUAAACGUCACAUUUUGAUAAAAUAAAAUUCUUACUUUUUUCGUGCCCGUCGCCAAGGCCAAGGUUACCCAUAAAUCAACAGAAAAAGUUCAAUUUUUGUUCCGAAAAUAUCAUUAACUCUGGGUUAGCUACUCUUUAGAGGUUCAAUUUCGAGAUGAAAAUACUCAGUGACUUUCCUCUUGUUUUAAAUGUCAAGUUUGCAAAGUCUCAUCCAGAUCGGAAUAAAAUUGUAAAUUUUUAUAAAAAGCCAACAUAAAUCGAAUUUAAUUUAUAAUAUAUCGGUACCUAAUUUUUUAAUUUUGAAUAAUUUAUACAUUUUUUUUUUUUUUUUGUAUCUAACAUGGCUAAUGGCGGAGAUAAAGAGCCAGAGGGGAAUGCACUUAGGAGAGGGCCGAGUUACGCCACAACCAAUGUUAUUAUUGUUUUUAAGUAAAAAAAAUUACUUCAAUAACCAAGGUAUAUAUUAAACAAUUUUAAAAAUAUCAUUAGGAAUAAAUCUUAUAUAGUUAAAAUUUUUCGACAGAUAGUUUAUAACUUCAUGAAUAUAAAUGUAAUAAAAAUUACAAACCAUUAAAACAUUAAAAUACACUAUAUGUAGAAAAUUUGCUACUAGAAAGACUCCUAAAGUUAAUGACUGGAGUAAGAUUUCUGGUGGAAUAGUGGCUUACAGACGGAAAAACAAAAUAAAUAUAAAUUUAAAAAAAAAACACACACACAUCAUAGAAUACCAAUGCGCUACGUUCAGAAUCUAAAAAAAAAACCUAUACUGCACUGCAGCUCGUGGAUCGCCCAGGUUAUCCUUCCGUUUUCGAGCACUAUCAAGUUAAUGCAAACCAAAAUCAUACUAAAAAUAGUAUUACGAAAAAAUUAAUAGUCAAUUAAUAUUGUAUGACGAAGAAAGGUUAAAAAACAUUACAAACGUCAAUUAUCGGUCCCAGAAGAUUCGAUUACAUAAAUUCAUCAGUACCAUUUAAUUUUUAAUGUGCUGAGCCACUGAUAAACCAGACCACUCCGCCCCUGUCUCUGUGUAAUAAUAAUAAUUCAUUAUAGUCCUUACGUAAUUAUGACAAGCGACUGUACAAGCAACGACGGUUGAAAAAAAAUUGAAAUCGUGUAUUUAUUAAAACAAUAUUAUAUUUUUUAAAAUUAUAUAAUUGCAAAUAAUAUAUAAAUUCACGAACUAUACUUCCACAAAAACAUAAAUUUUACAUAAUAAAAUAAUAAAUUUAAAACAAAAACGAGUCGCGUUUUACAUUUUCAGUGUGUGUACUUGAUGAAUUUUUAAUUCGAAACCGGUCGUAUAAUAUAAUACACUUAUCAUAAUAAUCCAGGCGACGCAUUCAUUCAUGUAUUUAUUUUAUUUUUAUGUAUCAAUUUUUAUUUGUAUAUUUAUUUACAUAAUACAUUUUGCAUUUUAAAAUUAGAAUUAUUUUAAAAAUCACAACAUAAAUUGUUCAGAUACAAAAAAAAAAAAUCUCACAUAUUGUAGUAAAAUUAAUACAUUCCUCGCUCUGUUCAGAAUCUAAAAAUACGAGGUAACAUAAAGUGCGAGGUCCUAAGUGGGUGCCCAUUUGGUCUCCUUCCACCGGUCCUGAUAACACAAUUUUAGACUCUGGACGGAGAGACAUGAAUUUGGUUUUACAAUGCUGUUACAAUGUUUUUUAUAUUUUCGGUCUGUGAACAACUAUUCACACAGAAGGUUAUUUUUAACAUUCAUUUUAUUUUUAACAUUUUUUUUUUUUUUGUUUAAAUAAGAAAUAAUCGUAGAGCCUUACAAUUUUCACUAAAUAUUUAUGAAGGAUAUCCAGACGUGAUAUAGUUUUUAACAUAUUUUUAGGUGGUAUAUAACAAUAAUUGUACAUUUGAUACGAGGAUUUUAAUUAAUUGAUCAAAUACAUGUAAAAAAAAAAAAGAGCUGAUACGAUUGGGUGUACGAUUAUUCUAGGUGAGAGGUCGAGAAAAUAGAGUAAAUAAAGUUAUUUAAUUUGCAUCUAUACGCAAAAAUAUAAUAUCGUUUCUGACGAAAUUCAUUUCCGAGUAAAAUUUGGUGAAACGUUUUUUAUGAAUGCCAUUAUAAUUACAAUUUUCGUUUAAAUUUAAUAAUAAAACAAAAACUACUUAAUUAUGCUCAACUUUUUUUUUUAUCACUAGGUUAAAUUGAUAAUGAACCUCUUAUUAUAUUUUCAAGCAUUUCUGAUUGGCUAUGAACAUUUUGUCCAUAUAAAAACCAAAAAUUUCAAAAUUGUAAUUUAUCUGUAAAUAACAUAAAGUUAGAAUGGUUUGAAAAUGUGACCACUUUUUGAAAAGAUCAAUACAAAUAUUCUAUGUAAAAUUCCAAGUCUUUACGAUUAAUUUAAACCGAAUUUUCAAAAAAAAAAAAAAAACAGAAAUGUGAAAUCAUUAUUGCCGUAAAUAUUCCCGUUUUACACUAAAUGGACAAAAUAUUAUAUAAAAGCUCUCAUGUAAUUUUUUGAUUGGGCCAAGAGGUCUGGUAAAAAAGUUGCUAACAAAUCUCCCUUCAAAAUACCCCUCGUUAUGCUUAAAUGUCAACAGUUUUCUUUAUAUAAACGUUUGAAGUUCAAAUUUUGACGAAACAUAUAAUAUUAUUCGCUCUUUUUAAAAUUCAAUUUAUCGUGUUUUUCUAAUGAAAAAAAUAAAAACAUAAAAAUAACAAUAUUUGUUGAUAUCUAUUUAAUAUAUUAUUAAGUAUACGAAUUAACUAUUAAACAAUCUUAAGUACAAAUAGGUUUCCGAUAGUUUUAAUUCCGACGUUUCAUGGUCCAGUGAAAAAGUAAAUUUUUAUAUCAACAUUAUGUCAAUAUUUACUAUUUAGGCAAUAUCAUAAUUUUUGUUUUUUUAAUUUCAUAAAUAUUUUUGAUCGUUUGGUGGACUUAAAUUAAUCGUGUAGAGUUUUCAAUACCUUAAAAAUAUUCAAUUUUGAAAAUACUUAUCCACAAUUGAACAUAAAUUAAUGCACUUAUUAUAUUAAAUAUACAUACUCUUAUGCAAUUAAAACCAAAAAAAAUAUAUGGGAAAAAAAUGUCAUAAAAAGCUAAAAAUUGACUUGGAUACUUUUUCCCUCGUAUCAAAUAUAUUUUGUGUACGCGUUUAUAGUGCACAUACUUACUGUAUUAAAUUAUUAAAUAAAUAGUUAAAAUGUAUAAUUUUGUUUGUCAGGCUUUUCUCAGUAUAGCUACGUGGCCAUUUGCAAUGAAACUUUUAUGGGCUCCAAUAGUGGAAUCGCUGUACAUACGGAAGUUGGGCAGGCGAAAAUCGUGGAUCAUACCCGCGCAAUACUUAAUGGGUGUGAUAAAAAUAAAUAGUAUUAUACGAGGUCUAACCAAUAAGUAAUGAGACUAAUUCAAUAAAAUACGUAUAUUUAAAUAUUAAGAUACAUCGAUGUGAUCCCCUUCAAAGUACUCCCCUCCCACCCCUAUACACUGGUUCCAGCGUUUUUUCAGCUCUCAUAACAUUUCUGGAAGGCUUCGUCUGGAAUGUCCUGAAGUACCCUCGUCACGGCGUUCUGGAUGUCAGUUAUGGACUCAAAAUGCGUUUCUUUCACGGCCAAUUUUGUUUGAGGGAACAAAAAGAAGUCGCAGGGUGACAUACCCGGCGAAUAGGGCGCUUGUGGCAACACUGCGAUGUUCUUAGAGGUCAAAAAUCGCGACACGCUGAAGGCACGAUGGCAUGGAGCAUUGUCAUGAUGAAGGUACCAUCUUUGCACACAGCUUUUUCAUGGACAAAUCAUCAGUUAACAUUUUUCUGACGGUUUCUCGUUUCAAAUUAAGUUCAUCAGCCAACAUUCGAACGGUUAAACGCUGAUCUUGAUGCACGAGAGUGCGCACACGCUGAACAUUGUCAGUUCGAGCUUCAACCGGUCUCCCACUUCGCGGUUCAUCCCCGACGCUUUCACGACCAUUUUUAAAAUUUUUAUGCCAUCGAAACACCUGAGCACGACUCAGGGCUUCAUCACCGAACACUUUCACCAAUUUAUCGUACGUUUCCAUAACGGAAUCGCCGAGUUUAACGCAAAAUUUAUAUUACGUUGUUCCAUAUUUGUGACACGCCUUACAAACACGUUGUCGAAAACAUAACACAACUGNAAAUUGCAAGCACAUGUAUACGAAAAUUGCAAGCACAUGUAUCGAUAGAGGAGGGAUGAGAGAUUAACCGAACGAAGUUUCAAAAUUGCAAGCACAUGUAUCGAUAGAGGAGGGAUGAGAGAUUAACCGAACGAAGUUUCAGAUUCGGAGAUUAACCGAACGAAGUUUCAGAUUCGUAGUGUUACACGAAGUUUCAGAUUCGUAGUGUUACCAAAAGCGUGGCAAAAAAAAUAGUCUCAUUACUUAUUGGUCAGACCUUGUAUACUAUUACAUUUAACUUAUGCUGUUAAAUACUGAAUUUUGGUGAUCAGUAUUCAUCUUUAACAGUUUAUUAGUAAACCUAUUUUAGAAAAGCAGAAGAAUAUCAAAAUAAUAUGUAAAACACGUGUAUCUAAGGCUGGGCAAGUAUAUGAACAAUAUUAAAAGUUAAGUUUGUUGAAAAAGUUGAAGAGUUAACACAUUAAAAGUUAACUAACUUAUUCACUUGUAAUUAAACUAAAUUGUUAUUGUUAUAGUCUUCUCCUUAAUCUUCUUCUAUGUCUCCGUCCCAAUUAUUUGGGAUCGCCCAUUGCCCACACUCGUUCUAAAGUUUUAAUUGAUCCGAUUUCCCGGCACUGACCGACUGUCUUCAUAUCAUUCUAAAUCGCAUCUAACCAUUUCUUUUUCAGUCUUCCUCUCCGUCUCUUUACUUCUACGUUUAUUUUAAUUACAAUUCUAUCUGCUUCAGAUUGCUAUAGUAAAAGUGAAAAAAAACCAUAGGAUUUAAAAGAAUAUCAAAUUGUAUAAAUUUUAAAUUCGGAACUCCAGACCUAUUAUUGAGUAAAAAUAUUUUUUUUUUCCGAUGAUACCUGUACAAAUAAUGUGUAGAUUGUAAAUUCAAAGAAAUUGAAAUCAACUUAACGUGUCAUAAUCAAAAAAGAAUCGUAACUUGUUAUAGUAAUCCAAAUAAAUAAGUGAAUAUAAUAAAAAUAAAAAUUUAAAAUGCACUUAAUUUUUAAUUUAUACACCUUUUUAACUCGUCAAUGCUCAGUCUUGCCGUUCUAUCAGUUAUAAUAAUAUUAUUAUAUUUUUCUAUCCAUUGUAAAAUUAUAAUAUUAUUGUAAUUCACCUGUAGUAUAUUUUCAUAAAUAUGUGAAAAAAUGCAUACAAAUUAUUAUUAUUAUGUUUAUAACAGGGGUGUUUUUGUUUUACACGGCCACUAAAGUUGAAGAAUGGAUUCCGGAAUCGGGAAAACCAAAUCUCAAUGCCUUGGUAGUUAUAAUCGGUAUACUUUACUUGUUGGCUUCCCUGCAAGACAUAGCACUCGACGGUUGGUCACUUACGAUACUAAAAAAGUAAGCGCGGUUGAUAGUUGAUAUAAUGUGCGGUUUUUAAGUAGUUGAAUACAAUAGUGUAUAUAUGUAUAUGUCGUUUUGUUGUAGUGAUUUUUAUUGGCAGUAGUACAGUAAUCCUGUCGGUGAACCUAUGUUUAUAUUAUCUACUAUAUUGGUUACUUAUUUGGAUGCAAAUAUUCUAUAAACAUUUUUAAAAAUAUAUCAAAUAAAAACUACAUUAGAAACAUUAAAAAACAUAAUGCCUACAAAUAAUAUAAACAUCGCUAAAAUGGUGUAAAAAUUUGACCACGUCUAGGAAAGGAAAACAUAAGUUUUCAAUCAAAAUGUCAAGUCUCUACUAAUAUUUAUAACUGAAUUACAAUAAAAAACAGCAAAAUUGUAAAUAAUAUAACAAUUAUUUCCGUAAACUUUCAUGUUCUUUAUACGUUUUUGAUUCUAAACGAAAAUAGGACUGUAUUGGUUUUUCAAUGAUGUUCAUUAUUAUUAUUUAUUCUUUUUAUCGUUAAGAAGGUAAUUUUUUUGUUUUGAUUUUCUAAACUGUUUUCAUAAUAAUUAGGAAAAACUUGAAAAAAACUGGCAAUGCAAAUUCCGAGAUAAAUGGAUAAAUAUUUAUGUCGCGCGUCGCAAUGAUUUCAUAAUUUUAUAUUUUUCCAGCUUAUAUUUUUAUCUAAAAAUCUUGUUUCCAUCAAAAUAUGACAAGGAAACCUUUUUUGUUGCAUUUUCGAUUUAGUCCAAAUAUACAUCAACUAUACGAAAAGUUGCUCACUGACACAAUAAAGAUUACAUUAUAGUAAAACCAAUAAAUCCAUUACAACGCUCCUAUUCCCAAAAAGUUGUUGUUGUUGAUUUAAAAUCUAAUAACUUAAAUUAGUAUUUAAACUUGAAGAACUUUUUUCGUUUCAGUAGUAUAAAAAGAAUAAAACUAACGUCACACAUUGUAAAUGUUCCUUUUUUAGUUUGUUCUUCUAUUUAACUAUACGGUAUACUGUAUACGCGUGUAUGUCUUCUGCAAUACUGCCUGUAUCAUGUCCUUUUAAUAAUAGCUGAUAACAAUAAUUUCAUCGCUCUAAGGCCAAAAAAAAAAAAAAAAAUAAUAAGAAAUAUCCUAAGUUACAAGAACUUAUUUUAUUGUGUUUCUAUUGUUAUAAUAGUAAAGAAUACGACAAAAAUACUUUUUGGUUGAUGAUGUUAAAUAAAAGGAUAUUAUUUAAAUAUUUAUAUUUCAGAAACAACGUUGGCCAUUCGUCCACUUGCAGCGGAAUUGGUCUGGCGCUCAGUGAACUCAUAUGCACGGUUUUUCUCCUGUUACUCACAUCCGAAGAAUUUUGUAAUAAAUACUUACGGCAGACGCACGGCACAGGAGGAUUAGUAACUAUUAAAAGUAUACACGCUGACCUAUUUUGUUAUUUUGCCAUUCAACUGGGAAAUGCUUUACUAGCUAGUCGCUAUGAAAAUAUAAUUUGUCUCCUUGAAACACCAAUUAUCAAAUUUACUAUACAAAUGAUUACAAACACCUUUUUAUGGAGUUUGUUCGUGAUUAUUUUUAAUUAAAACCAUUGGGAUCCCUCUGUCAAACAUAAUAUCUUCCUCCAUCUAUUUCGAUCUUCUGCUACCCCCCACUAGCUCCUUGAAUAAAUUAUCACAAAAUUCUUCUUAAUAAAUGUAUAUUCAAUUCUCAGACAUUUAAAUAAAAAAUAUUUUUUUUUUUUUUUUAUUAAAAACUGGCUUAUUUUACUGGCUCGACUGCAAAUAUUAAUCAGAUACAUCCGAAUAACAGGUGAUCCAUUUAAGUGGGCAUACUUAUUAUCUCAGAAAGUAUUAACUUUUUUAGGAGUUUGUUUUCUAAAAAAUUUAAGAAGCAAGCUGCUCUACAACAUUAUAUUUAUAUUAUAUUUGGAGAUAAAACCAUUUCCUACUUUUGAUUUUCAAACGGCAACCUAUAUUAAAAAUUCCAUAAAUAGAUUUAGUAUUAGUUAAAAUAAAUUUUGAUGUUGACAUGUUUGGUUUCCUUCAAUCCAUUGACGAGAUAUUCCACUUUUAAGUUUUGGUUGGAGGAGAGUAGUGGUGCAUUAUUAAUACGCCGCUCACCGUACCGCCACACAAUUGAUACUCUACUAGUUCAUACUAAAAUUACUUGUUACUAUCAAAAGUUAAUACUUACCGAGAUAAUGAGUGUAUCCACUUAAAUGGUUCACCUGGUAUUUCAACAAACACAAUAAUUAUUUAUAGUUAUCUAAUCUAAAAAAGGUUUUCUGUAUUUUUGGAGUUUUUCGUUUAUGAUAAUAACGACACUAGUCGGCGUAUUCAAACGGGAAAAGACCGCGGGAUCGGAAAACGAAGACGUCAAAAUCAACAUCUUCCAAAGUUACAGACUACUUUGGGAGAUUAUAAAAUUACCGAGCGUCGGGCUUCUGAUGAUGAUUCUGUUAACGAUGCGGGUGAAUAUAAUAAUUUAAAUUAUAAUAACUUUCAAAUUUCAUGUGAUAGACAUUUAACUUUAUACAUUAAAAAAUAGAUCACCUAUACUGUAUAACAACAACUGCAAUAAAUUCAAGUUGGCAAAUCAUUUAUUUUGCAAAUUAUUUGUUUAAUAAUUACAGAUCGGAUUUACCGCCACAGACGCCGUAUCAAAUUUGAAACUGAUGGACGCUGGUGUGUCUAGAGACGACAUAACGAUGAUUAACAUAUCAAUGUAUUCGUUCAAAUUUUUCAUACCUCUUCUUGCUUCGAAAUAUACUUCGGGUCUAAAACCCAUGAGCGCAUUUUUGAAUUUAUAUCUUCUCAGGUAAACAAAUUAACAUAUUAUAUCUAUAUUAAAUAAAUGUGAUAAUAUUUUUCCUCUUGUACAAUUUUGCACGUAAUAAUAAUGUAUUAUAUUGUUUUUACACAAAAUCAUAAUCAAAGAUAUUUGUAAUAUUUUAUUGUUUUAUGAAUUAUAUAUCUAUAAUACAAUAUAUUGAGGGGAAAAUUCAACUAUAUCGACGGAGUUUUGUUGACUACGGGUGUUCAAAAUAUAUUAAUACGUUCCGUCUCGAGUUUAUACUCUGGAAAUGUUUUAAACUAAAGGGUGGUGACGUAAAGAUAAUUAAUAAUUUUUCAGAUUGUUUUGGGGCAUCGUCUAUAUCGUAUUGAUCUACUAUACACCAGUUUUGAUUAAGGCUAGUGAAACCGUUACUGCUCCAGGAUAUUAUUAUAUUAUUUUAGGAUGCAUAGCCGGAGUACACGAGGUUGGUUAUUAACAAUAUCCUAGACUAGUAAAACUAAAAUAACGCACUAAAUAACAAAUUAUAUAUAUAUAUAUAUUUUUUUUUUAUAAAAUAUUUUAUUUUUUAAUAAUUUAUGAAUUUAUUUGCAUCUCGAGAUGCAUUAACGUAAAUCAAAAGUAAGAACUAUAAUGAAAAACAAUUUUGAAUUUAAAUUACUGAAUCCCAAGAUAAAAAUUAUUAUUGUAACAUUUAUGUGAUAAUAAGACCAAUCAGUAUUACAAAACGUUUUCACGAAUUAAUAUUUCGUGACAGUAUGAGAUUUAUACGUUUUUAACCCCCAAGGAUAAUUUUUUUGUCAACAAUAAGUUGAAAAAAGUUUUCAAAAAAAGUGCAAAAUAAACUCUCAAAAGGAACCUUAAAAUUCCAAAAAAAAAAAAAAACUGGCGUUUUCAAUAAUAUUCUUAAGCAUUCAGAAAUCAUUAUCUUAGACAAUCAAAAAACAAAAAUUAAUUUCGAAUUCGAAUUUAGGGACUAUGAAACCGUUAGUUGACGUAAAUAAACUAUUAUGUACGUACAUAUAAAUAACUGCAGGAGUAUAAACUUUUAUUGAAUUAAACAACACCCGUCGUAAUAUAUGUUCAAUUGCGUUUACUUUGUAUAAUCUAUUUUAGUAAAAAUAUUAUCCAAUACAAUCAUACACUUUCUUCUGUUUUACGUUUAGACGUUGAUGUAUACCAUGUUUAUGUUUACAAUGGGAUUUUUCUCUCGGAUAUGUGACAAACGCUAUGGCGGUACAUACAUGACGAUGCUGGUUACAAUAUCAAAUUUAGGUAUAAUAGUAUGGAAGUAUUUAGCACUGAAUUUGGUCGACUUGUUGACGUUUAGUAAAUGUUCAAAUGACGCCCAAAACAAUUGUUCCACGUCAAGUUUAAAAGACGUAAGAAUUCGUAUAAAAUCAUUUUUAUACUUACAGCAAACGGCCAGAAUUUUGUUUUUGAAUAAUCAUAUUUUAAUUACUCAUGUACACAUCGUGAAUAGUAUUUUGUUUUGUUAAAUCUAUUACAGAAUAUUAUAAAUACCGUUGAAAUAUUGUCCACAUGAAUCAAACAAAAAACGAACCAAACAUUUUACAUUCACAUAAAUUUAUUUCAUGUUUGUGAUACUACAGACGUAGUACGACAUGUGAUUAGUGAAUACAAUCCACACAAUCAUUUUCAAAAUAACAAUUGCUAUAAUAAUUUAUGUUCUUAUUCUUUAAAUAUAAUAUAUAAUAUUGGUAUUGUUAUAGAUGUGCACGGUAAAUAAUGGCGAGUGUAUUGUAAUUGUGAACGGUUACUAUACAGAAGUCGGUAUCUGUAUUGCUGUUGGACUUGUUUGGUACUUUGUUUUCAAAAAACCCAUACGAAAUUUACAGCAAAGAAAUCUGUUCCAUUGGUUGGUUCCAGAUUUCAGUUGAACCACAGAUAAAAAUAUAAGAAACGGCGACUAGCAGAAUUAUUAGGGUAGAUAUUUUUCAUUUCAUUUUUAUUUUUCUUAUAGAAUUGGUCGAUUUAAAACCAUAUAAUCGUUUUUCUUUAUUAAUUUAGUUCCUAUCACGAAAACGGAAAAAUAUUGCAUCAACUCAAUUUCAUAUUUCGUCUGUGCAUUUAAUAGAAUGGUGAUUUCAUUUGGAGGAAUAUUGCAUUCGUUAACCAACAUUUUUACCGUUAGAAACUCAGAAAAUAAAACUUAUUAUUAUUAAGAUCGUUUUUAUAUAAUUUUUAAUAAUAAAAACCACGUUUAAAAAAAAUUGACAUAAUUUCACAUAAUGAAGACAUAUUUUUAUCAGCAACCUUUAAAAUAAAGGAAAAUCGAACUAUUCAAAUAACGAUAAACGUUAUUAAAGAAACAUCCAACUCAAAAUAUUGUCUUCUGCUUGAAAUUUAAAUUAUAGUAAAUACAGUCAUAGUAAUAAUAGUCAUAGUAUACUAUGAUGAAAAAUUAUUGUGCCACUAGAAUUGGUUUAUGGCUAUCUCCAUUUGCUAACUACGGCGAUUUUUAAUAUUGCGCAUGGCGUCUGCAGGGAUUCUUUGGCUGCGGUGGCAGCCAUAUAUUAUAAUACACGGCAAUAUUUAUCCGUUUUUGAUUUAACGUGAAGCAACUGUUAAUGAACAUAUUUUUUUUGCAAAUGACCUACCUAAUCAAAUGUAUUUAAAAGUACUGCAUAAUCUUUCUAUUCGUAUAAUUAUAUUACAUUUUGGUUGAAUUUUAAUAAAAACAAUAAAAAUUAUUAU